AUGCACAGUAUCACCUCAACAGCUUCUGCCAUGGACGAUAUCGCUCGAUGGGUUCGUUCUCUUUAUCCCGAUAUCUAUGUUGUUUCAAUCGAAAUCGGAAAUGGAAAAGUCGAUUCAUAUCUUCUUCCAUUAGAUGUUCAAGUUGAAAAAUUUUGUGAAUCAAUCAAUUCGAAUCCACGACUUCGUGAAGGUUUCAAUCUUCUCGGUUAUUCUCAAGGUAGUAUCAUCGCUCGUGGUGCUGUUGAACGUUGUUCGUUGCCUGUCUAUAAUCUCAUAACUCUAAGUGGUAUUCAUCAAGGUGUUUUCGGUGUUCCUUAUCUUCUGCAAUUACCAAUCGAACUUCGAGAUUUACUAACAAAAUACGCGUAUGAAACGGCAAUACAAAACGCGAUUAGUCCAGCGAAUUACUGGCGCGAUCCUGAGCAAUUAGAUCGAUACUAUUCGAAUUGUCAUUAUCUUCCUGAUAUCAAUAAUGAACGAGGUACUCCGAAUGGAAUCUAUCGUGAAAAUAUCCUCAAAUUAAAUUCAUUUGUCAUGACUUAUUCAGACCUAGAUGAAGUUGUUAUGCCAAGACAAUCCGGUUUAUUUAUGGGUUAUAUGAAAAAUUCCUUAGAAAUUGAAACAUGGAAUAAUUCGAGACAAUUCACCGAAAAUUUAAUCGGAUUGCGAACUUGUUUCACACGUCAAACAUCAAGAUGUGACACACGAACUCAAUAA
Adineta ricciae is the source of this 717-nucleotide messenger RNA. Lineage: Eukaryota; Metazoa; Rotifera; Eurotatoria; Adinetida; Adinetidae. The record is from the annotation of a GenBank genome assembly.